CUGGCCCCGCAGGCCGGAAGAGGCCGCGCAUCCUUACAGGCGAAGCAGCGGCUGCGCGCGGAGGAAAGAGCUGCACGGGCGGGAACUCCGAAAAAUGGCGCAGAGCCGCAGGUCGGACCAGAGUCGCUCUUUCGAGGUCUGGGGGCUCUUGCGGCCGCUGAAACCGGAGGAAGAAAAGGCGGCUCCCGAGGACGGAGAUGCAGAGAGCAACGACGACGAGGACGACGACCCUGACCCGGAGGAUUUCGAAGAUGUUUUCGGUGGCGCGAACCAGGAGCUGCUUCACAGACCGUCGCGCAAGACCCUUAAAAUUCAGGAUAAAGCAUCCCAAGAGACAUACCAAGUGAUUGGACGGUUUCCAUUGGUUGAUCCCUGGUGGAAAGUGAAUGCCAAACUUACACGGUCUCAAUCAAAGUACUAUAUGAAGAGCUACCCAUCUUAUUUUCUGCAGCCUGAUGCAGGGAAAGAUAUUAUUUCACUGUUCUUUGAAGAAUGUAAUGUCCCACCGUUAUUUCGGGAUGCAUUCUUUGAAUGGUUUCCUAAAGAGUCUUUAAACUUUGCACAUCUUGAAAAAACACUGAAGCAGUUUCAGGAGUCAAAACUUCAGGAAGGAGCGAUAUCUGCAAAUACCCAAAGUCAAACGUGUACGGAUACCAAAAACUUUGACAUUUUUCAUUACGUUAAGGAGUCAUUUGCAGGUAAAGCUGUACUAGUAGCCUUGGCCUUUCCGAUUAUAUUGGAAUUAAUGCCGCUGCUUCUGCCACGAGCUGUUUCUUGUUGCAUUGAAAAGUUGGACUGGAGCAAAAUACAUGCUGAAGAUUAUACAUUGACAAAAUUGGAUAAAAUCUUGAAGGAAGAGCCAUGGAAACUUGGAUUCGGAGAAAUAAUGAAAAGAGAGCUGCAUACUUACUUUGGUGAGGCAUCUUGGAAGGCCAUACGAGAGUGCAGACAUAUUCUUGAGAAGAUUCCCGAUUUGCAGAAGAAUGCACUAAUGGUAUAUGAAAAGCUCAAACACAGCUGUGCAGAAUUGGGACAUACGUAUGAAGAACAGCGUGAACUGACACGUAUGGUAUCAAAGAAUAUGCCCGUGGAACAUGCCUGGGAAUCGAUUAAAUUUAUGAAAGAUGAAAACAUUGUGGUUACCGAGAGAGAGCUUGUGUUCCUUCCCCAUUUGUUCAAUUCUGAAAAGCAAAUUGCAACUUCUGUAUGUGAGCUCAGCAAUAAAACCCCAUGGCGGCUGCGUGCCGAUCCGAAAAAGGUACUUAAUGGAAGUGCACAUGCUACUAACUCGAGAGACGUUAAAAGUGAAAUAAACGAUGAGGAACCUUGCGCAGUGGACCAAAAGGAGCCUGGCAAUUCCUCAGAUGUGCAAGAAAACUCCAACCCCGAUUCCGACUUUGAAGAACCCGAGAAGGAAUUGAAACGCAAUGUAGAAGUAGAUCCAGAUCAGGAGAGUGCUAUAGAACUGAUCUGUUCCAAUCCAGUGACGAUCAUAAGUGGGAAAGGUGGUUGCGGGAAAACAACAAUAGUUACCCGCCUUUUCUGCUAUCUAAGCAAGGCAGAAAAUAAAGAAGCUAUAAAUGCCUGUAAAGAUUUUGAAGCUGACCUCGAUGCACCUGAAGAAUGGAAUACUGGUUCUUCCGGCCUUUCUUCCAACAUGAUUCAAUGCAGAAACGAAUCUUUAAAUGUUUUAUAUACAGCACCUACAGGGAGGGCAGCUUCUCUCUUGUCUGAUAAAACAGGGCGACCUGCUUAUACUCUGCAUCAGGUUACCUACAGUUUCUCUAAAUGGAGUGAAAGUAAAUGCAAUCAAUGGACAUUUUCUUCAGUAAAUGUCUUGGUUGUAGACGAAGGAAGUAUGGUGCCUGUGAGAAUGCUUAGCAGGGUUUUACAACUCUUGUUGCACCAUGCCCGGCUUGCGAAGAUUAUUAUUCUUGGUGAUGUUAGGCAGUUACCCAGUAUUGAGCCUGGUAAUAUGCUGGCCGAUAUUUUUGAGAGUCUUCAGUCAAGGGGCUGGUCUAUAGAACUGAAAACUAACCACAGGGCUGAGUCACAGUUAAUUGUGGAUAACGCAACAAGAAUCUCUAAGCAGAAAUACCCAGAGUUUGAUGAAGUGCUAAGGAUGUCGGAAGAGAACAAAACGUGGGCCGUGCCAAGUGCUGAAAAGAAAUUUAUUUUUGUUGCUUUACCUCCUGGAGAUGGCAGUCACUAUUUGCAAUAUGCCAUUGAAGCUUUGCUUAAAAACGGGCCGGGACUCCAAGAUCCUAAGCAGUCACAGUUCAUUGCUUUCAGAAGGAAGGACUGUGACAUCAUAAAUGAAAUCUGCUGUAAGCACUACUCGGGGCACCCAACGCGAAACCAUAAAAAUCGGCUGCAAUUUUUGUGUGGUGACAAAAUCUGUUCCACAAAGAAUGCGUAUAUGAAAGAUCUUCUCGCAAAAGACUCCGUUACUUGUGAUGCUGAUGAUGACCGUAAUAACAAUUAUGAUGAUAAGCGGUUGUGCAAUGGAGAAAUAUUCUUCAUUAAAGAGGAUAAGGAAGUCGAUCGUCGCCGUUUCCUGACUAUUGGCAUAACUGAUGGACCUGAGUAUGUCAUGCAUUAUAGAGCCCUUCAGAAACACUCUAAGAUAAAGCAUGCCUGGGCCAGAACUAUUCACACAUUUCAGGGUUCUGAGGAAAAUACUAUUGUAUAUGUUGUUGGCGAUACACCUCACCAGAACUGGCAGCAUGUAUACACAGCUAUCACUAGAGGACGUUGCCGAGUCUAUAUUAUUGCUGAAGAAGCCAAACUCCAAGCAGUCAUUGCUAAAAAGAGUUUCCGCAGGAAAACACGUUUAAAAGCGUUCAUGAAAGAUGCACUUGCAGAAGAAACUGAUGUUUCCGAGCAAACAUCACCUCAAAAGAGCUGGCAGAGUCAGCAAGAGAAUGACACGUGUGACGUUGCUUCUCGUUCUGGAAAUAGUCGAGGGGAACCUGCUGUUUCUCAUAAAAUGGAAGUUGACGAUGCAGUUGUUGAACCGGCUGGUACCGCAGAGGAAACUUCGGGUGAACUCAGAAGGCAAUGUACACUUCCAGAUGAUUGCUCAAGUCCUUUGAAAGUAACAGAAAAUAACUCCCCGCUUGGAACUACCAAACUUCAAAGCUUGACACUGAAAAGUCCACAUGCCAAGCAGCUUUUCCCGCCCUAGCAAGUAUAUUCUAUACCUAGAUGCUUCAUGCUCUGCUAUGUCUUUUAUUUUUUUAGAAUAUAUUUAGAUAGAAUAUAUUUAGUGUUCGUGGACUUUUGAAAACAUUUUGC
Messenger RNA from Lacerta agilis (Sand lizard), 3297 nucleotides. It is a transcript of the gene HELB, whose product is annotated as DNA helicase B. Lineage: Eukaryota; Metazoa; Chordata; Lepidosauria; Squamata; Lacertidae. The transcript has 14 exons. The coding region runs from base 95 to 3187 and encodes 1030 amino acids. The record is from RefSeq and is a predicted model, not a curated record.